ACCACCCUGUCUUCCCAAACAAACAUUCCGCAAACCACAUUUAAAUCAAAAACCCCAAAUCCCUCUCGCCACCUUUCAUUCUCCACCCUCUAUUGUUUCCUUCAUUCAUUUUCAACUCUAUCACCAUUCUCUCUCAUCUCAUUCUUCUCUCCUUCCUUUGCUCCCCCGCCACUACUCCUCUGACCGAUGGCGCCGCGUCUCUUGUCAUGCUUCCGCAACAAGCACGCCGGCGGGUGCAGCCACCACGACGAGGGAUGCGGCGCAUCAUCGGAGGAGUCGGCGGCGGGGGCGAGGGAAGCAGCAGGAGAGGGGCCGGUGCUGGUGGAGAUGUUCACGUCGCAGGGUUGCGCAACGUCGCCGGCGGCGGACCUGGUACUGUCACGGCUGGGGAGGGGGGACUUCCAGCUGGAGGUGCCGGUGGUGCUAUUAGCAUUCCAUGUAGACUAUUGGGACUACGUGGGCUGGAAGGACCCAUUUGGGUCCAGCCAGUGGACCGUUAGGCAGAAGGCCUAUGUUGAGGCCCUUGGGCUUGACACGCUUUUCACUCCACAGGUUGUGGUCCAAGGUCAGGCCCAUCUCGAAGGAAAUGACGAUAAUGCCCUCAUCUCUGCCAUUACCUCUGCGCCUAGGUUCCCUGCUCCCACCUUCCAGGCAACUUUCAAUAAGCCUACACCAACUUCUUUGGAAGUCACCUUAGUUGGGGCAUUGAGGACUAAGGUGGACAAUCUUGGUGUAGAUGUCAUGGUAGCAUUAUACGAAACUGGUUUGGUUACUGAUUGCCCUAGAGGGGAAAACAAAGGUCGUGUUCUAUCCAAUGACUAUGUUGUCAGAAAACUUGAAAAGCUCUGCACUGUCAAAGACUACCCUGCUAAGAAGACAAUGUCAGGAACUGCUACUUUUUCCUUAUGGGAUACAUUCAACAGCAGCAGGUGUGGCAUGGCAGUCUUUGUUCAAAACAGCUCUCAUCAAAUUUUUGGUUCACAGAAUUUUCAGCUGCCAGAUGAUUUGUGAUAAUAUGAUACUCAGUAAUUAGUUUUGUAUUUUUCUGCUUACUAUCUUGUCCCAGCUCCAUUGUUAGGCUUAUAGCCUUAUAUAUUAUGUAUAGCACGCGCUCCGUUUUAGGAUGACAUUGGAGAGAAAAAUUGAGAUUGUGGCCUAUUUUAUUGUGUCUGAAAGUCAGCAUAUAGUUUGUUUCUUCCUUUAGGACACACAUUGCACUUUCUUGUUUCUGAUUGUCCUUAUUGGCAACUAAGUGGGUGUGUGAAUCACGUUGAAACACAUACCCCCAUUUUCUAUACCCUAGAACACAGCUUUUGCAUCAACGUGGCAAAAAAAACACGGAUUCAAAAUGGGCAGUUCCAAACACACUGUAAGAUGUCAUUGCCUGCAUGUGUUUACAUGUUGCAAUGACAACUUUUUCCCUCUUGUAUGGCUACUGGCAAUCAA
This is a messenger RNA of Glycine soja, 1446 nucleotides long. RefSeq lists its product as uncharacterized. The transcript has 2 exons. Bases 187 to 1011 code for a protein of 274 amino acids. NCBI's taxonomy places the organism in Eukaryota, Viridiplantae, Streptophyta, Magnoliopsida, Fabales, Fabaceae. The record is from RefSeq and is a predicted model, not a curated record.